GCACGUAUCGGAGUGGUGAUAUUGAUCUACCCGUGUUUACGGAGGAGAGCCUGGCCGCUUUGACCAUAGUAAGAAUGGAAUUCCUGAGUUAAUUCAGCUAACCCAGGCUAUUUAGUUAUUCGUUUAUUACACCUUUCGUGAGCAUUACGCGCAUUUUAAGUCAUGAUCGAGGAUUCCGAAAGUUUGGAGACCCGGUCCAGUGGAGACCUCUGGUCCGAGAUAUGCUCCAGUCUGCCUGAGCCGGGGGAGCAAGGACCAAAUGAUGAACAGUUCACAGAUUCAUUCCAGCCUCCAUCGCAAGAGAGCAACCAGAACUCCACUUCUCCCAGUGCUGCCUUCAGCCCGUGGGAACCAAUGGCAGACUCUGAAGUUUACAUCGCCACUUUAGAAAACCGCUUGAAGAGAAUUAAAGGCCAGUCGAGCGAGGUCACAUCAAGGGAAAUGCUCCGCUCAUUGUCCCAGGCCAAAAAGGAAUGCUGGGACAGGUUUCUCCACGAUGCACAGACUUCAGAGCUGUUCCAAGAAGGAGAUCUAGAUCAAAGUGCUUUGGAGCAACUGAAGCGCUGGCUGUCCCCUGAGCGGGUGGCCAUCAAUGCAGAAGAGCUGGAGUACCUCCUUCUGCCAUCACAGAGCAGAGAGAGAGUUGCUGCUCAACACUCAUCCAGCACAGCUCAUACAACAGAAGAGCCUGAGGAGGAAGAGAACUCCUGCCCAGAGAAAUAAAUUCCACAUCAUUCACCCUCCAAUAGACUAUAAUGACCAGCAGACAACUGAGACUGAAUUCGAGAUUGAGUGCGUCCUUCUCUUGUGUCCUCAUCGGCCUACUGCGUAUGGUGGCUGUUUGGUCUCCAUGAAGGACGACACUGAAUCUCUUCAGUGGAACAAGUUGCGCACAUGCAUAAAUGAGUUGUAGAGGACUUGAGCUUGGUUCUCAAAUCCUCAUGUAUUUUAACAAAUGCUGUUCAUAAGUACACUAUAUGUCCAAAAGUUUGUAGACACCUGCUUAUCCAGGGUCUUCUGAAAUCGAGGAUAUUAAAAAAAAAUUUCUUUGCUGCGGUAACAGCCUGUACCCUUCUGGGAAGGCUUUACACUAGACAUUGGAACAUUGCUGUGAGGAUUUGACUGUAGCCACAAGAGCAUCAGUAAGGUCAGGUGCUAAUGUUUGUUGAUUAGUUCUGGAUCACAAAUGCCUCUCCAACUCAUCUCAAAGGUAUUGGAUCGAACUCCAUCACUUCAGAGAAUGCAGUUCAGUUGCUCCAGAGCUGAGUGCUGGGGGGGCUUUAUACCCUUCUUAUAUGAUGACUUGACGCUCAUGUGCAGGUGCUCCAGAGCACCAGGAUUCUACUGACAGUGCUUUAGUUUAAACAAGCUGUUUGUGUGCAAGAAAUGGAUCCACCUUAAAAUAGCUUCAUUUACUAAUUAUAAGGGGGGUCUGGAUACUUUUGGACAUAUGUUGUGUCAAAAUGCUUCAUAUGAAGUCUGAUUCUUUAUCAUUUUUGUUUGUCUAAACAACUUGAAUCCAUGAUCCCCAUUAUCAGUUGCCAUAAAUGUGACCUCUGUUCAAGGGUGAUUCUUUCACAGAGUUUGCCCAAGAUUUCAUGUCAGUGUGGAAUUCCAUCUCCCGCUAGUUCUGUACUUCUCAAGCCAUUCCUCAGUGCUCCUUAGAGGGUCCAAUUUUUUACUCUAAGCUUUAGGAGUUAAGAUCAAGCACCGUCUAGAGGGGCCCUGAGGACCACUCUUAGAGAACAUACCAGCCUCUAAAGGUGAGCCAUUUUUCUAUUUGCACCUGUUUUGCAAAGUUCAUAGCUUUGUACCUUUUCUUUAUCUUUCUGUUUGUGGAGUGAGAACAAGGAAAUUGGUGCUUAAAUUUGUGUCACUUUUUCUGCAAUGUCUACCAAUACGAACUGACAUCAAGUGAAUAUAUCACCUCAUCUAAUACGGGCCUGUUGGUCCUAUAAUAGAACCACAAAUAGUUAAAGAUGGUGAUAUUGUCGUGAACAAUGUUGUAAGCAUUCUGUGUGAAUCAUGCUCAUUUAAUUUGUAUUCCAGGAGAUGUGAGGAAAAGCAAAUAAACUGCAGGUCUAAUUGGA
Pygocentrus nattereri (red-bellied piranha) is the source of this 2090-nucleotide messenger RNA. RefSeq names its product coiled-coil domain containing 32 (gene ccdc32). The record is from RefSeq and is a predicted model, not a curated record. Bases 163 to 723 code for a protein of 186 amino acids. The transcript has 4 exons. NCBI's taxonomy places the organism in Eukaryota, Metazoa, Chordata, Actinopteri, Characiformes, Serrasalmidae. Gene Ontology annotation, biological process: cilium organization.